UUUAGGAAGUUAGACAGCUUCUCCUUGUGCUGUUAUGCUACUAGAGUUCUCAAGCACGUGGACUGCCAAUACCCAUUGUCGGCGCAAGACUCAUUUUCAAGUUGCAAUCGCAUGAUUGAGGACUCAGGUCCUAGAAAGAUAAUUUGGUUGCUCGGUGUUCUUUCUGUGCUUGGUAACCUGGCUGUUAUAGCCUGGCGUCUAAUUAGGCGCGACGACCACCCGGUUCAGACCUGUCUUCUGACGAAUCUCGUGGUGUCCGACUUUCUCAUGGGAGUGUACCUUAUGAUUGUAGCCAUUCAAGACCAAAUAUGUGCAGGUAUGGGUUUCGAUCACCAGUGUUUCGUUGGGAGCAAUACAAGUUCUUAUUUUUUUUCUAUUUUACUGACAGAGCAUUUAUCAUAAGCUUCGCUAGUUUUAUAAGUCAGAGAUUUCGAAUCAAAAUGAUGAAACAGUACGUAACCCUUUUAAGGGUCUUUUUAAAUGACCUUAAAAAUCAAUUUGACGGGAUCACACUGAAUCGAGCCUUAAAAUAUGAGCUCAUGAUCUGGAAAAAGGGGGCUGUCGCAGUCUGUUCCCUUUUCAUUUUCGUGUUCGCUUUCCCAAUUUCGCGGGCCCGACUAUCACGGAGCUUCGAACACUCAGGCUAAACUUUGACCGGGUGUCAAUUUAAUUAAACUGUUACUAGAAUUUUGACAUCAAUCCUGUGACGUCAUUUCCCGCCAAAACCGUUAAAAUCAUAAGGUAAAACCAACAAAACACGCGCAAUAAAAAGUUGUACCAUCCUGCAAAGUUUCAGAUCAAACGGAUAAAAAUUGUAAGAGAAUUCUUUCCUGGUCAUUUUUGAUGGUUUUUUUUUUUUUUCAAGAGUGCAAAGCGCAAAGUGUUGCUAUCGAUUUCAUACUCUAAAUGCGUACAAUCGUAAAUUCUUCAUUAAAUUGACCCCAGCCUCAGCUACUAUAAUACAUAUCGUGACUUCGAUCGAAUUCUUUUAAAUAAUAAUGUGACUUGGAAGACAUUUUUCGGGUACAGCAUACAAUAGGGUGCACAGACAAGUGAGUGUUAUCAUAAUACUGAAAGACUGCUUCAUUUCCAGGUGCUUACUUUAACUUCGACCUCACGUGGCGAUCAGGAACACUUUGUAAACUUGCUGGUGCUUUAUCAGUGCUGUCAAGCGAAGUCUCGGUACUAAUGCUGACUGUUAUAACUGCUGACCGAUUGAUCAAUAUCGUCUUUACAUUCAGCUGUCGCCGACUGACGCUAAGGGUAAUUUACGUUAUUUGCGCAGCCGUCUGGGUCAUCGGAAUCAUCAUUGCCAUCGUUCCAACAAAUGAUGUCCCCUAUUUUUACAACGAGGACAGACAAUAUGGAUUUUACGUUAUUUCGAUUUUCAAGUGAAACUCCGUCCCCCUUAAUUUAAUUUCCCCUUACUGUCUAGCUCUUUUAAUCUAAUGGAAUAAAACGUCUUGAUCAGUCUACCGAAGUAUAGUGAUGUCAAGGAAAGUUUCGGUUAUUUUUUAGAGAAUCUUAGUAAAAUGCUUGACAGAAGAUUGUUAUGGUAACAGAAUACUGCGCUCUGUGACUUUUUGGGUGAGAAACUGUCAUCGCCAUCUUCCUCAUCAUUAUUAUCAUCAUUAUCAUCAUCAUCAUCAUCAUCAUCAUCAUCGUUAUUUACUUCUUGUUCUUCCUCUCUCCUUAUCAUUAUUAUUAGCCUGUCACAUUAUCUGAUAAUAUAUAGAUUUAGCCAGGGCUAAAAGCGAGGCUCCCAUGCAUUAAUAAAUUUAUAAUUUAAAUCAAACAAUAAACUUGUAUUCUACAAUUCAGUUAACUUUAGAGUACAUUCAUGUGACUUUUCAGGGAAAGGCUAAGUGAUGUUAGACAAAAAUAAUUUGCAAACAACCCCAGAGUGAACCAAAUCUUACAUCGAGUUGAUGGCCUCAUAUGUACACCCAAAAACUGGCAAUCGUCUUCGAUCACAUUUUUUAAGGGCCAUAAUGGCUCUUGAUCACCGUAGGUUAAUUAGGCCUGGAAAAAAGUUCCGGCCGAAUUUUUUGCGUUCGACAAGUUUACUUUACAAAAUAUUGCCAACAAAUCUGGGUUCGUGUAAACCAACCUUAUAUAUCAUUUAUACAUCACAUCUGAGGUGAAACAAUACUAUGAGGCACUGUUUUUAUCAUACAGACCUCGGACAACAGAAUGCAGUAUUUGACAGUUUUGCAAUACAAAUUGCUAUCAUUCAAUAUUCAGGACGAUCAAAGCACGCGUGGGCUUUAGCUAAACUGUAAAAAAAAUUUCCAAAAUCACCUAUACGGCCAGCCGGUUCUGACUUUUGAAGUGCUAGCUGUGGCGAGUGUUUGAAUGAACUUUUAACACAGUUAAGCUCCAAUAUAAUAAAGAAUUUAUUAUGUUUAUUUUUUAUUUUAAAAUGGUUUAACGCGCGGCACUUUGAGUACUCUGAGAAGCGUUGUUCACUGAACGACUGAAAACAAUCGGCACAGCGAUUAAAAUUACAAGAGAGACUACUAAUAAUCAAUAAAAGAAAUAAAAUUCGGUGAAACAUAUACAGAGACGACAAUUUUCAUUCAGGAAGACAAGUAUUAAAGUGUUUCUAAAAAUCCUGAGUCUUCGAGCUUAAAGCUGAAGUUUUUGUUUUAAGCCGGCUUCCCGGUGUUUGCUUUUUUCAAAGACGAACUCGAGGCAAGAAAAUCGCUCAAAGCUUCUUUUACAGCCUGAAUUAUAACUAAAAAUUCUUUGGAACGUGUUCUUUCUAUUUGCGGUGAGAAAAAAGAUCUGUAAGCUUAUAUAAACCUGAUACUCGGUCAGAUCAUUGUCUCAAAUCUUACAAACGUGCGUAAACAAAAUAGCCGCAUAAACUACGCUCGACUUCAUUAAAUUAGAAAUAAAAAACAAACAUCAAAUACAAUAAUUACUCGGGCUUACCACUCGAGAUGCAGCUCCUCAAAGGUAUCAAGUAAGGCCAGUAUCGCUUCAGACUUUGAAACCCUCUUACGCAUUAAGCAAGAUGAAAACGAAAACGAUGCCAUCCGAAAUCGGAUUUCCAACUUUGACAAGUGACGUAUUUCUCAACCAAAAACCCAAUAAACAAACUAGCCAUGGAUAACAGAAGACUUCCGAUAGCACCUGAAUUUCAUUUUGUACAUCCAGUAGAAAAGGACAGUUAAAAAAAUCACAAGUUGACACAAAACUCUGUCAGCUUCAGCUGUCAAAGUAAACAAGACUCAAGAUGCCGCCUAAAUUUUCCGCAUGAACUCACCUGUCAAAUUUUGACCAAUCAGAGCAUAAAAAUUGGACGUAGAACGUGACCAACGCGUGAACAUGGUGAGAAAAGUCAAAAGCAACUGUCUUCCCUGCCUGUAGCAGCUGACUGAAUUUUCGCGUCCGAGAUCAGUUUGAAAUCAAAAUUUUAAUUGUGCGCCACAUAAACACAACAUAUUUCAUACGAAUUUUUUAAAAAAAAUUAAACUUGAGCCUGCGAUCAUUUGAAAACCAGUACCUUGUCAGCGGAUAACUUCAAAAAAAUACGUGACCUCGAUGGGUCGAAACCUGAGCCCGCGAUUCGCUCAAGUGAUACCGGUCAGCGGAUACCUUGUUUUGACAGCUGUCAAUUGAUCACAACAUUGAUGUCCAAUAUGUGUAUCAGUUUUCCUAUGCUCCCAAACUAGCUAAAAAGUAUGAUUGAACAUUGUUCGCGAUCUAGUAAAACGAUUAACUGGUCAGCGGACAGCUUCCAAAUAAAUCACGUCACCUCGAUGAGUUGACACAUGAGCCCGCGAUAUGGUCAUGGGAUACUGGUCAGUGGCUAUCCUGUUUUGACAGCUGUCAAUUGACCAUAUUGUGAGUGUCAUAUAUAAAAGAUGAGGACUUGCCAAGACACGCCUGAGACACCCCUCCCUUCCUUUUGAUAGUCUCCCCUACCCUACCCGUACAAUCUGUAGACGCGUACGUACGUACGUACGUACGCUCGGUCAGUCACGUGACAACCAAACGAAAAGAGGUUGACCAUAUUCCAUGAGUAUGGGGCUCUGUCCCACGCGCGCUUCGCGCGCGGGAGCCCCGCUAUUAAGGACCAACUAAAAUACGUAAUUCGUAUUUUUUUUUAAGGGCGUUCUGCAGUUUGUCUCCCUCUCCAACUGUCCUCAGAAAGGCUGGCCGGCUGGGAGUAUUCAGUUGCCAUAUUUAUCGCUUUGAAUCUCACAGCUUUCCUUUUCAUCAUGACAGCCUACAUAGCCAUUAUCUUUAAGGUGUUUAAGUCACAGCAGAGAAUCAACGCACAUGGAGAAUCAAAAACCAAUAACAGCCUCAACAGAGAGUCGGCCCUCGCUCGGAGAGUGUUCGCCAUCAUCUUAACUGACUUCAGUUGCUGGAUUCCUGUGAUAAUUUUGAGUAUUCUUGCCCUCGUUAGGAAGUUCAAUGAUCCCGACGGAACGGCUUACGUUUGGUUCGCUGCGUUUGUCCUGCCGGUUAAUUCAUCAGUUAAUCCAGUGGUCUACACGUUUUCUACACCGAAGGUAAGAGCGCAAGUAGGGAAACCAAUGAAGGUGUAA
Porites lobata is the source of this 4562-nucleotide messenger RNA. The record is from the annotation of a GenBank genome assembly. NCBI's taxonomy places the organism in Eukaryota, Metazoa, Cnidaria, Anthozoa, Scleractinia, Poritidae.